Crotalus tigris (Tiger rattlesnake) is the source of this 441-nucleotide messenger RNA. RefSeq names its product cystatin-like. NCBI's taxonomy places the organism in Eukaryota, Metazoa, Chordata, Lepidosauria, Squamata, Viperidae. Bases 1 to 441 code for a protein of 146 amino acids. The record is from RefSeq and is a predicted model, not a curated record. The transcript is spliced from 3 exons. Gene Ontology annotation, molecular function: cysteine-type endopeptidase inhibitor activity.
AUGAUGCACUCCCAGAUGCCAGUCCAGUCCCUUCUCUGCGCCCUCCUGAUGCUGCCUCUGGGGGUGCCCCAAAAUCUUAUCAGCCUGCGCCUCUCAGAUGAGGGGGUGCAGCAAGCCGCAGCCUUUGCUGUGCAGGAACACAACAUCGGCCGACAAGCCACUUACACCUAUUUUAAAAAGCUGCGAGUUCUGUACGCUGGUUCACCGCCGAAUUAUCCCACCGUAUAUCAUCUUACUAUCGCGUUGGUGCAAACUACAUGUUUAAAGAAGCACGGUAUCACAUUGGUGUAUGUGAAGAUCCAGCAAUGUCCUCUAUUUCCAGGCACUCUGCUGGUAAAAUGCUACUUUAAAAUCAUAUCCUAUCAUGGGGAUACUAUGAGCUUGGAAGAGGAAAUCUGUGAUAAUUCUGUCUUAAAUCAGCCAUGGCUUCGCAUUCCCUGA